Diachasmimorpha longicaudata is the source of this 943-nucleotide messenger RNA. RefSeq names its product probable methylthioribulose-1-phosphate dehydratase. The record is from RefSeq and is a predicted model, not a curated record. The coding region runs from base 130 to 843 and encodes 237 amino acids. Gene Ontology annotation, molecular function: methylthioribulose 1-phosphate dehydratase activity; metal ion binding. NCBI's taxonomy places the organism in Eukaryota, Metazoa, Arthropoda, Insecta, Hymenoptera, Braconidae. The transcript is spliced from 5 exons. Gene Ontology annotation, cellular component: cytoplasm.
GGUGACAUUAAAAACAAAAUGCGGCUGCAAUCUUCUAUAUUUCAACUUUCAAGAUAAGCGCCAAAGCCGACACGCAGUGCGAGACGACUUAUCAAAGGAAGUAACCCUUUAGCAAUUUGACCAUUUAUUAUGGACUUUUAUGAUGAUAAUUAUCCCAAGGAGCACCCCAGGAAUUUGAUCCCAGAACUAUGUCGGCAGUUCUAUCAUCUACACUGGGUCACGGGGACUGGUGGAGGAAUAUCCAUAAAACAUGGAAACGAAAUCUAUAUCGCCCCAUCAGGCGUUCAAAAGGAACGAAUUAGUCCUGAAGAUAUGUUCGUUCAGGACAUGGAUGGAAGGGAUAUUUCUGCUCCACCAGCUGAAAAGGGGUUUAAAAAAUCCCAGUGUACUCCACUCUUCAUGUGUGCUUAUACAGCACGCAAUGCUGGGGCUGUCAUUCACACUCAUUCGAAAUUCGCUGUUAUGGCGACACUUCUCUGGCCUGGAAAAGAAUUUCGAGUGACUCAUUUAGAGAUGAUCAAAGGAAUAAGAAAUCAGCAAUUGGGAAGGGCCUAUAGAUACGACGAGGAACUAGUAGUUCCAAUUAUCGAAAAUACUCCCUUUGAAGAAGAUCUCAAAGAUAGAAUGGCGGAGGUCAUCCAGCAAUACCCCGAAACUUGUGCCAUUUUAGUAAGAAGGCACGGAGUGUACGUGUGGGGUGAUACUUGGCAGCAGGCUAAAACCAUGAAUGAAUGCUACGACUACCUGUUUGACAUUGCAGUGCAGAUGAAGAAGGCUGGCCUUGAUCCACGUCUGAAGCCUGAGGAGUACGAGCUCAAAUACCAAAAAGAGAAUAAUCAAUAAUGACAAUUGUGUCGAAAUAUAUAGAAAAGAGUUUUUAUAUACUGAUUUUUAUAUUCUAUCAGAAUUUCAAAAAAUAAAUUUAUCUUACGAGUAAAUCAAG